Molecule: messenger RNA, 831 nt
Organism: Quercus lobata
Lineage: Eukaryota; Viridiplantae; Streptophyta; Magnoliopsida; Fagales; Fagaceae
Exons: 3
Coding region: 1-831 (276 amino acids)
Molecular function (GO): nucleic acid binding
Source: RefSeq, a predicted model, not a curated record
AUGCCUGGUAUUGAUCCUGAGAUAGCUCAACACCAUAUUGACACUCAUGCUCACAUGGUACCCGUCAAGCAGAAAUUGAGACGUAUGAGAACCGAAUGGCUUCUAAAGAUCAAAGAAGAGGUUACCAAGCAAUUAAAGUACAUUAGCCGACUCAUUGCCAAACUCACUUCCACUUGUGAACCUAUCUUCAAGUUCCUAAGGAAGAAUGAACCCCAUGAGUGGAAUGAUGAAUGUCAGAAAGCUUUUGAGCUCAUUAAGGAGUAUCUUCUCCAUCCACCUAUCUUGGUACCCUCGAUGCAUGGGAAACCACUACUUCUUUAUCUCUUUAUCAUAGAGAAUGUGGUUGGAAGUAUGCUUGCACAUAAAGAUGAUGAUAAGAAUGAGAUAUACGCCGUACAGAAGUUGAGACACAUCAUCCUACCUUUCCAGAUAUGGGUAGUAGCUGGGAUGGAUCCAUUAACGUACUUGUUUGAGAAACCAACUUUGAGUGGAAGACUGUCGAGAUGGUUGAUCCUAUUAGCCGAAUUCGAUUUGAAGUAUGUAGUAAGGAAAACUAUCGAAGGUAGUAUCGUAUCAAAUUUUUGUUCCGAGAACCUUGUGGAAGGAGAGGAUGGUAGAGAAGACUUUCUUGAUGAGGAUAUUUUGGAUAUUGAGCUAGGGGCAUGGAAGAUGUAUUUCAAUGAAGCUGUGAACAAAUAUGGAAAUGGGAUAGGAGUACUCUUGGUCCCUCCCAAAGGAUAUCACAUACCUUUAGCAGUUAAGUUGAACUUUGAGGCAACCAAUAACAUGGCAGAAUAUGAGGCUUGUAUUGCUGAAAUGGAAGCUCUCUGA